Salvelinus namaycush (lake trout) is the source of this 4888-nucleotide messenger RNA. RefSeq names its product nestin-like. The transcript is spliced from 4 exons. Gene Ontology annotation, molecular function: CCR5 chemokine receptor binding; intermediate filament binding. NCBI's taxonomy places the organism in Eukaryota, Metazoa, Chordata, Actinopteri, Salmoniformes, Salmonidae. Gene Ontology annotation, biological process: positive regulation of intermediate filament depolymerization. The record is from RefSeq and is a predicted model, not a curated record. Gene Ontology annotation, cellular component: intermediate filament. The coding region runs from base 1 to 3966 and encodes 1321 amino acids.
AUGGAGCUCCACCGCCUCCGACACCACCACAGCCACCGGACCGACGACAAGCUCCAGAUGCUGAACCUCAACCAACGCCUGGAGACCUACCUGGGCCGAGUGAGGCUGCUGGAGGAGGAGAACAAGCUACUAUGCCAGGAGAUCCAGGCCCUGAGGGGCAGCGGCCAGGGGGGGCGGAUGGGCCUGGAGGACAAGCUGAGCCUGGCCAGGCAAGAGGUAGAGGAAGCCUGGAGGGAGAAGGAUCAGGUGGAGCUGGAGCUAGGGAGCCUGGGUGAAGAGCUCCAAGUCCUGGGGCUGCAGAGACAGUGGGAGGCGGACGCCCAUGGGGAGGUAAAGAAGAAGCUGGCAGACAGCAGGAAGCAGAUGGAGGAGGAGAGGAGGGCUCAGAUCUGGUUAAGAGAGAAGGUGAGCCAGCUAGAGAAACAAAUCCAGUUCCAGAUACAAACCCACCAGGAAGAUGUUGCCGGCUUCCAGGCAACACUAAUCCAUGUCAGACCUGCACUGCCACCCCCUCCACCCCAAACGGGAACCCAGCUGCCCAGCCUCCAGGAGCUGGGUGAGGAGUACUCCCAGAUGGCUGUCAGGGCGUGGCAUGAGGCAGCCAUGGUGUUUCAGGGCCAGGUGGACAGCCUGGACGAGUCUCUAAACCAGGCCAGAACCCGGUUGGCUCAGGUGGGCCAGGAGAAGAUUGAGAGCCAGCUGAAACUUCAGGCCCUGGAGAACGAGCUGCAAUCAGCCCAGGAUAGAAGGCAGUGUCUGGAGAGGAGUGUGGCCAAACAAAGAGACAGGCAGAGGCAAGAGAUACAAAACCUGCAGGCCCAUCUGGACGUGUUGGAGAUGGAGAAGGGGGCGCUGGGAAAUCAGAUUGACACUCUCCUGACAGAAAGUAGGGGUCUGCUGCAGCUGAAGAUGUCUCUAGGCAUGGAGGUGGCCACAUACAGAGCUUUACUGGACAAUGAAAGUCUGAAGGGGGAUUUCUCUUCAACAAAUCAGCUAAGGAGUACCUACAUCUCUGGCAGAGAGAAACUGAAUAUAUCCGACAAUGACAAAGAGGAUCACGAUGAGGCAAACUACUGUCAAAAUAAUUCUGUUUCAUGGAGGGCUGAGCUAGAAGGCGACAGCUAUGCUCAGGACAACACACUAGCCGACACACACCCCCUGAUCCGUUACAAGAGUGACGAGACGGAUGUCAACACUCAGGCUUCACACAUGGGCGAAAGUGACUCCAGUGAUGGUGAAGAGGACAGGGAGGUUUGCCAGACAGGAACAGACACCUGUGGCGAAGGCAAGUCCAAACAGUUUGACACCAUGGAGUAUCUGUAUGAAGAGUCAGAAGGAGACGUCAUAGAUCAGGAAAGUAACAUGGGCUCCACUCACCAAGAGGACACGGAUGCUAGCCAAACAAAGGAGCAUGCUACACAGGAGAACGAUGAGGAGAAUGCUGUAGAUCAGUUAAUUCAGGAGGCAGAAGAGGAGCAAUCUUAUGAGGAACUUACAGAACCUGGAGAGUACUCCAUGGUGUGCUCUGAUGAGGACUAUAAUGAAGAAAGAAUUGAUAGAUUGGUGGAGCAAGAGCUAGAGAAUUUAUCUAUAUCCAGUUACAGUGAACACUUUACUGGGCAGAUGAUUGAGAGCGAGUCAGUACUGAGUCUCCAAAUUGAGUCUCACACUGAACUUGCCCAGACACAAGACAUAUUAUACAGUGAGGAGGUAGAGCAGAUACACUCAGAGAGACUGAAUCAAUCUGAGCAAGAGCAUAUACCCUCAGGCGGAGAGAAACUGAAUCUAUAUGUGCAAGAACACAUUCCAUCAGACGGAGAGAAACUGAAUCAAUCUGAACAAGAGAAUAUACCUUCAGGAGGAGAGAAACUGAAUCAGUCCGAGGCAGAGGAUAUAACUUCAGGCGGAGAGACACUGGAUAUAUGUGAGCAAGAACAUAUACCCUCAGACAGAGAAAAAAUGUAUCAAUUCGAGCCAGAGCAUGUACCUUCAAACGGAGAGAAACUGAAUCAAUCUGAGCAAGAAAAUAUACCUUUAGGUGGAGAGAGAAUUAAUCAAUCUGAACAACAGUAUAUCAUUUCAAGCGAAGAGAAACUGAAUCAGUCUGAGCAAGAGAAUAUACCUUCAGGCGGAGAGAAACUGAAUCAAUCUGAGCAAGAGAAUAUACCCUCAGGCGGAGAGAAACUGAAUCAAUCCGAGACAGAGGAUAUAACUUCAGGCGGAGAGACACUGGAUAUAUGUGAGCAAGAGAAUAUACCCUCAGACGGAGAGAAACUGAAUCAAUCUGAGCAAGAGAAUAUACCCUCAGACGGAGAGAAAAUGAAUCAAUCUGAGCAAGAGAAUAUACCCUCAGACGGAGAGAAAAUGAAUCAAUCUGAGCAAGAGAAUAUACCCUCAGGCGGAGAGAAACUGAAUCAAUCCGAGACAGAGGAUAUAACUUCAGGCGGAGAGACACUGGAUAUAUGUGAGCAAGAACAUAUACCCUCAGACAGAGAGAAAAUGAAUCAAUCAGAGCCAAAGUAUAUACCUUCAGGCGGAGAGAAACUGAAUCAAUCCGAGCAAGAGAAUAUACCUUUAGGCGGAGAGAAACUGAAUCAAUCCGAGCCAGAGUACAUAACUUCAGGCGGAGAGAAACUGAAUCUAUAUGCGCAAGAACACAUACCCUCAGACGGAGAGAAAAUGAAUCCAUCCGAGUCCGAGUAUACACCUUUAGGCGGAGAGAAACUGAAUCAAUCCAAGCCAGAGUACAUAACUUCAGGCGGAGAGAAACCGAAUCAAUCCAAGCAAGAGAAUAUACCUUUAGGCGGAGAGAAACUGAAUCAAUCCAAGCAAGAGAAUAUACCUUUAGGCGGAGAGAAACUGAAUCAAUCCGAGCCAGAGUAUAUACCUUCAGGCGGAGAGAAACUGAAUCAGUCUGAGCAAGAGAAUAUACCUUCAGGCGGAGAGAAACUGAAUCAGUCUGAGCAAGAGAAUAUACAUUCAGGCGGAGAGAAACUGAAUCAGUCUGAGCAAGAGUGUAUUUCCUCAGAGGUUAUGUAUUCGGUGCACUCUAGGAUUCUAUUGACAUCUGAACACACAUCUCUUAGAGAAAGUUCAGGAGAAAUAUCCAAAGAAGAAUAUUUGGCUCAAGGUAAGGUAUUCAGUGGGGGACUGGGAACUGAAGCUGUAUCAGACAAAAUAGAAGGACAGGAUGACCAGAACCUUUCUAUGCUGACUCAUGUAGACUUCACUGAAAGCCAUUCUAUCUACAGCAGUUUAAACAGCAGGCCUGAGAGUCAAACCAACAUGAACAACUUGGAUAUAGAAGAGUCCAACAGCACAGAUGAUGAGUCUCCAAAUGCAAGCCAGUAUUUGCAACCUGUCACCAAAGCAAAUCUAACUGCAGAUCAGGAAGACUUGUUAGAUGCGGCGGUCUCUCACUAUAAGGAUUGCAAUCCUCUUAUUGAACAUUCUGCAGAGGAGGUCACUAGCUAUCAGGCAAGUAAUGAAUGUCUUCAGACAGAUGAAUGGGAAGUCUUAGAAAGUCCAAACAAACACCUAGAAUCUGGAGAUCCUUUUGCAGGUCACAAGAGAGAAUCCGAGAGAUCAUCCAAAACUGACAGCGAAGGCCGGGACCUCCACAGCUUCCUCAGCUCUGGUGUACACAACAACUUCUGGGGUUCCAAUCUGGAGACAGGAACCCCCUAUCAACUGGAUGAGCCAUAUGACCAUGUGACCGAGCUACCCAAUCAGAACCUAGCCUUGGCUAACAACCUAACCUGGGUGGAUUUGGAGAAUCCACAGGCAACUAAUUGGAACACAAAGAUGGACAGUGACACACCUAAAGCUUCCACCCUUGAAGAAGAGGACAAACAGAUGCCCUCACAGGUGAAGCAGCUGGUUUGUAGAGAUGUGGUAGAGGGUGUGAAUGUUACUUCUGAAGGUUCUGAAGAUGAGGGAGACUCCUGGUCAUCUGGGGAAGAAUAGGAACAAUUUCAGCAUGGUUUCUAUAAGGAGUAAAGUAGAAGUAACAAGUGUUACUGAGAGUGUAAAACUAUUUACAUUUUACAGGCUUUGAAUUUGAGCAUUGAUUCACAUUGAUCCUCACAGUGGAAAGUAAAUGAAACGAUAAUUUCAUCCAAACAUGAAUGUACUAUGUCACAGAAUGUCAUGACAAUUCAGUGCUCUCCGGGAUCCUUGGGAUGUCCCUAACCUAAACCCUAACUAUAACCAUAAUCCUUACCUACACAAUUUAAAAUGUCAACUUCAAUGGGGUAGGGACGUCCCAAGGAUGCGAGAUAGCACAGAGCGUCAAAUAUUUAUGCUGUUUUCAAAAACCAAAGUUGUGCUUUGGUGCCUUGGUGCCUUGGUGCCUUGGUGCCACCCUGGUACACCACCAGUGUACCUACUCCAUUUCAAGACAUUGAGGGCCAUUUCUUGUAAGUUUUACAAAUUGAUGUUUGAAUAGCAUUUUUUUUUUUUUGCCACCCCCCCCCCUUUGAAGAACAAAAGUAACUUAAUUAAAAACCAAAGAAAGGACAUUUGAAAGUCAAAGCAUUCUGAACUGCCAUUAAUUGAUAGUUGAUUUGAUUGCACUGAUUGAAGGAAAUCAAUUCGAGCAAAAGUGAGAACCAAGGUAUUUCACUGCACAAGACCUUGUUUUUUCUAGUAGCAACUUUUAUCUUAACAUCUUACGUCCAUUUGAUAAGGACUCCAGUUGAUAUAUACAGUGCCUUCAGAAAGUAUUCAUACCCCUUGACUUACUCCAUUGAAUAGUGUUAUUUAUGAUUAUAAUUUGAUAUUUCAACUCACACACUACAAGCAGCAAAUCAAAAUGUAUUAGUCACCUGCGCCGAAUACAACAGGUGGUAGACCUUACAGUGAAAUGCUUACUUACGAGCCCCUAACC